This is a messenger RNA of Helobdella robusta, 420 nucleotides long. RefSeq lists its product as hypothetical. Bases 1 to 420 code for a protein of 139 amino acids. The transcript has 2 exons. Lineage: Eukaryota; Metazoa; Annelida; Clitellata; Rhynchobdellida; Glossiphoniidae. The record is from RefSeq and is a predicted model, not a curated record.
AUGCUAGAAUCGGACCAUCUAGAAGAAUCUAGAAACGACGCUUGCGAAGAGUGUAUAAGCGCACAUCGUAAAUCGGUUCAGCUACGAGAAGAACUACAGAAACGAAGCCUUGUCACAAGUGGCAACAAAGAAGUACUAGUAGCACGUCUGAGAGAAGCUCUCAUUGACGAAGGUAAGAAACCAGACGAAUUCAAGUUUGAUGGUGCUGACGAAGACAAUGAUAUUAGCACAGGCACGUUUACAAUUGCUAAAAUGAUGGAACUUCUGCUUAGUAUGUCAACUGAAAUAAAACAACAGACAAAAGAGUUAAAACAACAGAUCAAGGAACAGUCCGAACGACAGACAGAGGAGUUAAAACACGUAAAAUUGGAAGUGGCAGACAGAUUGAAGAAUUUGAAUUUGCUAGAAAUAAACGAUUAG